AUCAGCAAAUCGUAAAUUAUUCAAUCUUCAUGGACAAGUUAAUGACUUUGUUUACUUCACAGAUAAUCCGUUUUCAGAAGAUGGCAGGAAAAUUUACUUUGUGUCAGAUGUUCCCCAUUUAAUUAAGACUACUCGUAACUGCUUCAGCAACUCAUUUUCACACCUGAACACUCGCAAAUUGUGGAAUAAUGGAAAAGACGUGUCCUGGAUUCAUUUGUUGACCUUGUUUGAGCAACAUUGUGAGAUGUCACUUUACACUCCAUGUCCAAAACUGACAAGAAGCCACCUUGACCUAACACCAUUUGGACGCAUGAAAGUGAAUUUAGCUGCACAGGUGCUGAGUUCUACUGUGGCAAAUGCUUUAGAGAUGAUGUACGGUGAUAAUGUUAGUGAAACAGUUAAUUUUCUCCGGAUAAUUGACAAAUUUUUUGACUGUCUAAAUGUCAGAAACCUCUAUGAGGGACGAAAUAAGCGGAAUCCGAAUUUGAAUCCAUACACCAAUAUAAAUGACGAAAGGCUUCAGUGGCUUACUGGUGACUUUUUAAGUUAUUUUGAUUUGUGGGAGCAAUCUGUUAUGCAGAGACCAGGUGAAUUUACAAACAAGCAGAGGAAAGGUAUGCUUUUAAGUAGACAAACAUUAACUGGUUUGAAGAUAAGUGUGCUUUCCAUUGUGGCAUGUGUCAAAUUUCUUCUUGAGAUUGGAGCUUAGUUUGUUUUAACCCACAACUUCAACCAAGACCCACUCGAACAACAUUUUGGGCAUUAUAGACAUAGAGCUGGUGACAACUCAAAUCCAACUGUGUAUGAUGUACGACACAUGAUGACAACAAUGCGAGCCGUAGGAGCCCAGGCCUUGGCACCACGACACUCUAACAUUAACAACAAGGAAAACAGAAAUAUGGUCAUUGAC
Mytilus trossulus (common blue mussel) is the source of this 910-nucleotide messenger RNA. RefSeq lists its product as uncharacterized. Bases 245 to 709 code for a protein of 154 amino acids. NCBI's taxonomy places the organism in Eukaryota, Metazoa, Mollusca, Bivalvia, Mytilida, Mytilidae. The transcript is spliced from 2 exons. The record is from RefSeq and is a predicted model, not a curated record.